AUGCCCGGAGUGCGCUACUCUUCCCUUUCCGGCAAGCCUUUAAAGCCGCCUUUGACUCAGCGUGUGUUGAUCCUCGUGCAGAUCCUCUUCGUUCUCUACGGUGCAUACGCAGCCUACGAGAUCCGCCUCUAUCCCAUCAAGGACUAUGGCUACAUCAUCCAUGAGUUUGAUCCUUGGUUCAACUACCGGGCUGCAGAAUACCUCGCAGAGAACGGCUUGAAGAAAUUCUUCCAGUGGUAUGACUACGAGUCCUGGUAUCCACUCGGGCGGCCCAUCGGCACAACGAUCUACCCCGGCAUGCAGAUGACUGCGGUGUGGAUCUGGGAGGCCAUGAAGAUGAUUGGCAGCUUCAAGGUGGAGACCCCGUCCCUGGUCUUGGCGUUGAGGCCCUUGCUCUCCUACUUGAAGCAAUCUGGCUGGAAGUUCGUGCCUUCCUUGAAGCCCUCGUACGACUUCAGCCCCAUGAGUGUCAACGACAUCUGCUGCAUGAUCCCGCCUUGGUUCGGCACCUAUGCGUCCCUCUUCACGGGGCUCUUGACCUACGAGAUCUCCCGGAGUGUGAACGCAGGGGUCUGCGCCACCCUGAUCAUGGCCAUCAUCCCUGCACACCUGAUGAGGUCCGUAGGAGGGGAAUUCGACAACGAAGCCGUGGCGGUCACUGCCAUCUGCUCCACCUUUUGGCUGUGGAUUCUGAGCGUUCGGACGCCGAAGCACUGGCCCGUGGGCUUGCUGGCCGGCCUCUCCUACAUCUACAUGGUGGCGGCUUGGGGAGGCUACAUCUUCGUGAUCAACAUGGUCGGCAUCCAUGCUGCGAUGCUGGUCGCCUUGGGCCGAUUCAACUCCGGCGUCCACAAGGCCUACAGCAUCUUCUACGUGGUGGGUGUCCUGGGGGCGAUGCAGAUCCCGGUGGUGGGCCUCCAGCCGCUGCGCUCCGUCGAACAGCUCGGGCCGCUGAUGGUCUUCAUGGGCUUCCAGGUGUUGGCUUUCUGCGACUUCCAAAGAAGAAGGCAGAAGAUGCAGGCCAUGGAGUUUGCCAUCUACCGCGCAAAGGUCGUGGCUUUGCUGAUCGUCUGCACUCUCCUAGUUUGUGCCGCGUUGUACCCGACCGGGUACUUUGGUCCAAUCUCCUCGAGAAUACGAGGGUUGUUUGUGAAGCAUACGAAGACAGGGAACCCCUUGGUGGAUUCGGUGGCAGAGCAUCAGCCCGCCAACCCAUCCAUGUAUGCCAGCUACUUGAACCUUCCGCUGGACUAUGCAGUACUCGGCGGCUUCGUUUGUCUCGGGCGGCGCAACAACGGCUUCCUCUUCCUCUGCUUGUACGGCUUCGUGGCGCAGCACUUCUCAGGCAAGAUGUCCCGUUUGGUCCUGAUUUGUGGGCCCAUCGUCUCCGUGGCCUGUGGGAUCUGGUGCGGCUUCGUCUUGGACCAGUUGAUCGAGCCCUUCCUGAUCCUCCUGGGCAAGAAAGGAUACACUCCGCCAACGCCCCCGAGCGAGGAGAGCAAAGCGAAGCCACCAGAGAGUGGCAAGAGCGAGGCCAAGGGAAAAGCUGCUGCAAAGGACAGCGGCAAGGCGAAGAAAGCCCCCAAAAAGGCUUCCAGCUCUUCACCGGUGGAGCUCGAUUGGACCCUGGAGGAGUGGGAGGAGGACCAGCGCCCAGGUGGCGCCAACCAGCUGCUGCGCGCCUUCGAAGGCCAGAUGCGAAAGUCUCAGACCGACGGAAUCGAAGCCUACCGGGAGAUCAGGGCCACCAUGGACAACAACCUGGGAGUGGUGGCCGGGCGAGGGGUCAUCUCCCUGGUCGUACUGCUCUAUGCCGUCUACAUCAGCUCUCUGUCCGUGAAAAUCCCGACUUUCAUCCGGCACUGUGAUCAAGUAGCCAGGUCACUCUCCAACCCCCAGGUGGUCUUCAUGUCGCGCGACAGACAGGGCAACAACUUCAUAGUGGACGACUACCUGAAAGGCUACCAGUGGAUAGACCAGAACACACCGAAAGACUCGCGGGUCAUGGCUUGGUGGGAUUACGGUUACCAGAUCACGGGCAUUGCCAGGAGGACCUCCAUUGCAGAUGGCAACACCUGGAACCACGAGCACAUCGCUACCUUGGGCCGAACGCUGACCAGCAGCGAGAAGAAGGCCCACAAUGCCAUCCGGCAUCUGGCAGACUACGUCCUCGUGUGGGCCGGAGGUGGUGGCGACGACCUGGCGAAGUCGCCGCACUUGGCGAGGAUCGGAAACUCCGUGUUUCCGGACCAUUGCGGAGACGACGACCCCAAGUGCAACAAGUUUAGCUUCUACGCGGACCACUCACCGACUCCGAUGAUGGCAAGAUCCUUGCUUUACAAGCUUUGCCAGCACAACGUGAGUCCUGGAGUUAAGGUGAACGAGAAGCUCUUCAAGGAGGUCCACACGACCAAGCACGGCUUGAUGCGGGUGUACCAAGUCAUGAACGUUUCUCAAGAGAGCAAGGAUUGGGUUGCCGACCCGAAGAACCGAGUCUGCGACGCCCCGGGCAGUUGGUACUGCGUUGGUCAGUACCCCCCUGCCUUGGAGAAGCUGAUCGCGAAACGCAGGAACUUCGCACAGAUCGAAGACUUCAAUCGAGCAGGUGGGAAGAGCGCCUACACCAAGCUCAUCGAAAAGGAGCUGCACGGGGCCGCAUCUCACAAUGACCUCUGA
Molecule: messenger RNA, 2676 nt
Organism: Symbiodinium necroappetens
Lineage: Eukaryota; Dinophyceae; Suessiales; Symbiodiniaceae
Source: the annotation of a GenBank genome assembly